Paramecium octaurelia is the source of this 677-nucleotide messenger RNA. NCBI's taxonomy places the organism in Eukaryota, Ciliophora, Oligohymenophorea, Peniculida, Parameciidae. The record is from the annotation of a GenBank genome assembly.
AUGGGAACUUGUACUCAAAUCAAUAAUAAAGUUCUACAAAGAGAAAAAUCUUUAUUGAGGUUAGUUAUGUUUUUCUACAAUGUUCCUAUGCAUUCGCAUCCUGAUAUUGAUAGUCUUAUCAACACUAAAUUGAAUUCUUGCCGAAUUAUUGAAAAAGGAUUAAGCCAAACUUUAAUUGGAGAGAUAGUGCGAUUUCUAAAUUCCUAUAAGAGUAGAACUGCAGAACAAGAUGAAUUACAUAAUCAUUUUAAGUAUGUUCACACACAGUCUUUAAAGAAGUUCAAUCAAUUUGGAACUAUUUUAGGCAAGAUUAUCCUAAUUGUAUUAUAUUUAAAUUACAAAAGACUUCUAUUGAAGUGUUAUUAUGUAUUAAGACUCUUGAAAUGGGGGAUUUAACUCCUGUGGAUGUUUGGUGGGUCUAAGAACAUUUUCAAAUAAGAUACAGAUUAUUGAAUGAGCAAUAUAGUGUAGAAUAUGACAAUUUUUUGGAAAUGAAUUACUUGAUUAAGUUUCUCUACCUUCUCAAAGAAUGUGUGCGAAUUGAGCUCAAAAAGAACAACUUUGAAUUAAAUCAGUUUAUUCUCUCGGUUAGACAUGAUUAAUCAGACAUUCUACUACAUACAGCUAGAACUGUGGAUAGUGCUAGAACUCAAUAAAAAAGAUUAGAAUCAAUGUGA